Molecule: messenger RNA, 2530 nt
Organism: Heterocephalus glaber (naked mole-rat)
Lineage: Eukaryota; Metazoa; Chordata; Mammalia; Rodentia; Bathyergidae
Gene: Nek2
Product: NIMA related kinase 2
Biological process (GO): protein phosphorylation
Molecular function (GO): protein kinase activity; ATP binding
Source: RefSeq, a predicted model, not a curated record
AUAGAUUGCAAGGGCAGAGUGCGCGGCGGUUAAACGCUGCUAGGCCGGCGGCCAGGCAGUGCGCUCUGGGGCGACCGAUCUAGGGCUGCUGCGGCUCUGCGGAGGCAGCGCGGCGCGGCCUGGCCAUGCCGUCCCGGGUGGAGGACUAUGAAGUGCUGUACACCAUCGGCACGGGCUCCUACGGCCGCUGCCAGAAGAUCCGGAGGAAGAUCGACGGCAAGAUACUCGUUUGGAAAGAGCUUGACUAUGGCUCCAUGAUAGAGGCCGAGAAACAGAUGCUUGUUUCCGAAGUGAAUCUGCUCCGUGAGCUGAAACAUCCGAACAUCGUCCGCUACUACGAUCGAAUCAUUGACCGAACCAACACAACACUGUACAUUGUGAUGGAAUAUUGUGAAGGCGGAGACCUGGCUAGUGUAAUUACGAAGGGAACCAGGGAAAGGCAGUACUUAGACGAAGAAUUCGUUCUUCGGGUGAUGACUCAGUUGACGCUGGCACUGAAGGAAUGUCACAGGCGAAGCGACAGUGGCCACACUGUGCUGCACCGGGACCUGAAACCAGCCAACGUUUUCUUGGAUGGCAAGCAAAAUGUCAAGCUCGGAGACUUCGGGCUAGCGAGAAUAUUAAACCACGAUACAAGUUUUGCGAAAACAUUUGUUGGCACACCUUACUACAUGUCUCCUGAACAAAUGAAUCACAUGUCCUACAAUGAGAAGUCAGACAUCUGGUCACUGGGUUGUUUGCUGUAUGAACUGUGUGCACUAAUGCCUCCAUUUACAGCUUUCAACCAGAAAGAACUAGCUGGGAAGAUCAGGGAAGGCAAAUUCCGGCGGAUUCCGUACCGUUUCUCUGAUGAGCUGAAUGACCUCAUUACGAGGAUGUUACAUUUAAAGGAUUACCACCGGCCCUCUGUGGAGGAAAUUCUUGAGAACCCUUUGAUAGCUGACAUGGUCACAGAAGAGCAGAGGGGACAGCUGGAGCGGCGAGGGCGCAGAGGGGCCAGCGCUGGCGAGCCUGAGAAGCCAGAGGACUCCAGCCCUGCACUGAGCGAGCUGCGGCGGAAGGAGCUGCAGCUGCAGGAGCGUGAGCAGGCCCUCAAGGCGCGGGAGGACAUGCUGGAGCAGAAGGAACGUGAGCUGUGUGUGCGGGAGAGGCUGGCUGAGGACAAGCUGGCCCGAGCCGAGGGGCUGCUCAAGAGCUUCGGGCUGCUGAGGGAGCAGAGGCUGCUGUCUCUGGCCAGUGCUUCAGAACUUCUUGAUCUGCCAUCUUCCUCCUCAACAAUUAAGAAGAAAGUUCACUUCAACAGGGACAGCAAAGAGAACAUGGUGAGGAAUGAGAACUCGGAGAGUCAGCUCACUCCCAAGGCCAAGUGCAAGGACCUGAAGAAGAGGCUCCACGCUGUGCAACUGCGGGCGCAGGCGCUGUCGGAUCUGGAGAAGAACUACCAGCUCAAGAGCAGGCAGAUCCUGGGCAUGCGCUAGCCAGGGAGCCGCGGGGGCGCCUGGGGAGCCGCGGGGGCCGCGGGUCGGGCACAGCGUUUAGUGCAGCUGUCCUUCAGAGAUGGGUGUUAACUGCUGUGGCUUUCUACCCCUGGUUCCUGUGCUUCACCUUUCUGUAUAGUGAGCUUGAUAUUUUGGAAUUGCUUUUGCUAUUUUUGGCAGCUGUUGUAGCAGAUGUCCACAUUUAAAUUUUUCUUCUUUUAAGAAUAUUUUAUGGAAGGAAUGUUGCUUUCUGGGUUGGUUGGGGUGUUAAUCCUGUGUGUUUUUACUACUAGGAAUAUGAGAUCCGAUAUUCUACAUAUUGGGGGGGAAAUGUUAGGGAAAAAAUAUUCACAAAGGAGCAGCUCUUCCCGGGAAGUUUCAAAUGACUGAGUUGUGUGUUUCCAACUGUCAUGUCCAGCUUUAGAGUCAGAAUCUGAGGUUUUAAAUGUUCUUGAACUUCUUUGGAAAACCAGAUUGGAUAUUGUUACACCCAGUGAGAGAGAAACAACCAGAGACCGAUAUUAAAUCGAUGCAGGAGUUUUUUACCGGCCGAGACCCGAGCCGAGCAUCGGACUUGAGCCCCAACUGCAGGGAGACAAACAUGUUUUAUACACCUUUGAGGCCAACAGUUUCUAGGCGCCCCCAUGGAAUAGAACUAGCAAAGCAAGCAGAAGGUACAGAAGCGGAAAGUCCUGCCGUUAGAACAUUUGUAAAACAAUAAUUGAUUAAUUGUUGUUUCUAAAAGACUUUCUAAGGGGAGGAGGUUUCUAAGCUUCCUCCUUCUAAGUUCAUCUAAAGGGCUGGCAGGUGGGUCAUUCAGCAAUAUGGAGUCUGUUUUGCUAACUAGGGUCCUUCAGAUAUAAAUUGGUCACCCCAAGACCUCUUGUUUGUAAAUACUCCACUGCAGUGCAAAUCUGUGACAGUGGUGGGAAUCCACCACUGUGUUGUCUGUACUCUUUUAUUCCUUGUUACUCUAUUUAAUCGUGUCUAAACUGGCUGUCAUUUCCCCACCCCUUUCCCACUAAAUAAAAGAAUUCUUUAGUUUUCCUGUA